CUGAACACCUGCGUUCAACACACCGGAAAGAGCCGAGAUCUUACGAAGGGCACGAACUCUGGUUACCUAGCAACUAGUGUUUAAAACGAAAGCUGGCCGAACGGGACACUGGUCAGGAGCAGUUUCAUACUAAAUCUAUUAUUUUUAAGCCAAAAUGUUUAACGUUGACUUACUGUCAGACCGCAUAGCUAGGACAAGUCUGCAGAGGCGCCGGGACAGAGAGACUGAAAGACAGGAGAGGAUUUUUAAUGACAAAGUCAGGACGAUUGGGGUUGACAAGGAAGCCUUAAAGAUGCAAAUAAACGAAAAAGAGAAACAAGAAAAGGCAGCAAAAGAGGAACAAAAAGCGUAUGAUGCUGAUAUGCUCCAUUAUAGCAAAGUAGCUUCCCUCCUACAUAGCAGAGAAGUGAAGGAGAAGCGUGCGAUGGAAAAGGCCAUCCGGCUUCAGAGCCAGCAGGAGUUUGACUUGAAUGACCCAGACCGCUUUAGAGAUACAGACCUUGAUGAUGCACAGAUGAUGCUCCCUGGCCUGGUGGGCGAGGAUCCGGACAGUAAGAGCAGGCAGCAGAGACAGAGGGAGCAGCUCAGAGAGUGGCUCCUCCAGCAGCAGAGCGAGCGAGCAGCAGAGAGGCAUCAACAGAAGCUGGAAGAGCUCCACUUUGACCAAAGCAGAGUAGACAUGGACAACAAAGCUCUGCAGCUUCAGAGCAUUGAGAUGGAGAGGAGGAAAGCAGCAAAUAUUGCCACUAAAGAGUACAAUCUGACCAAGAUUAAAGAGAAGCGUCGCCAGGAAGUGGAGCGUGAUGAUGAGGGAAGUCUAGGAGAAGCCCCCCCGACCCUGGUGGGAGUACCUGGUCUUGGUCCCAGCAGCGACAGGAGAGUCCCUCCACAGAGCCUGCAGCAGAUCAUCCAGUUCCAGAAAUAUCAGAUAGAGCAGAAAAAGAGGUUAGAACUCGAGGAAAAGCAAGAAGAAAAGCAACACGAUCGCGUCCGCCUGGACUCGGCUCGCACGGCUCUGUUGUUAGAGAGGCAGCAGGCCAGAAUGAACAAGCAGCUGAGACGGCACCUGGACACCACAAACAUGGAGCUGGCUGAAUUACACAAACAACAGAAACCGGACAUUGAACGAGGAUGUAUCGACGACAGCUUCUUCUCCAAGUUCAACACCUGCAGCAGAUGAUGCAGGACACUGUUUCAUUAGAAGAACACUGAAGAAACUGAAGUGCACACAGUAAAUAAAGAGUUGCUUUUAA
Molecule: messenger RNA, 1253 nt
Organism: Centropristis striata (black sea bass)
Lineage: Eukaryota; Metazoa; Chordata; Actinopteri; Perciformes; Serranidae
Gene: ribc2
Product: RIB43A domain with coiled-coils 2
Exons: 7
Coding region: 155-1180 (341 amino acids)
Source: RefSeq, a predicted model, not a curated record